Leishmania braziliensis MHOM/BR/75/M2904 is the source of this 12684-nucleotide messenger RNA. Its product is annotated as putative dynein heavy chain. Gene Ontology annotation, cellular component: dynein complex. NCBI's taxonomy places the organism in Eukaryota, Euglenozoa, Kinetoplastea, Trypanosomatida, Trypanosomatidae. Gene Ontology annotation, biological process: microtubule-based movement. The record is from RefSeq and is a predicted model, not a curated record. The coding region runs from base 1 to 12684 and encodes 4227 amino acids. Gene Ontology annotation, molecular function: dynein intermediate chain binding; minus-end-directed microtubule motor activity; ATP binding. The transcript has a single exon.
AUGUACUCGCAGACGCACCGGCUCUCGAUGGAGUCCAAGGCAUCCGCAUCCGCGGUACCGCUGGCCGCAUCGACUAUGCCAGUCGCCAAGCGAACAAAGCUCGAGGUUACGCAGCGGAACCCGAUCCAUAUUUCAAGGGAUGUGGCAGACGCCUACGGCACAGUGAACCCGCUCUCGGCGCACCUCUACAGCGACGGUAUCAGCAGCGGCGCUCAGAUUGGGGUACCGAAUCGCCUAACGCAGUGUCAGCCACCUGCUGCCAGCUUCGUGCCUCACCCGCCCACUGAGCCGGCGGCAACCACAGCUGCCAAGGCGGACCCCGCCGCCUUCACAUGCCGCCGUGGCGAGACGCACAUGGUUAAUUCACUUCAGGUGUUCAACCCACCGAGCAACACCGACGUGGAGCUAAAGGAGAUGUUCGCCGCUUCCGCUAAGCCCAAGUCCAUCUCGUCACGACCCCUUCGUGGCACAGCGGCGGCGCCACCGGCAAAGCUCGCUCCGCUGACGCCGGAGCGAGUGAGUGCCGUUGGUGGCAACACCGGCGCCGCGACGACGGCCUUGUCCGAUAUCUCUCAAGAUACGAGCACUACAGAGGCCGCGGCAGCGCAAGCGCUGGCCACAAUCCCACUCUUUCACAAGUCCACCUCAAACUCUCCCAACGAGUUCGUGUACUUGGUGAUGCGCCCCCGUGGCAUGCGCGACCCGCUGAACCCAUACGACUUGCAGCCGAUGGCCCGCACCGAGGCACAGGACCACAAUUAUUACACCGUCUCUGCCGCCGGCGUGACGCACUUUACCAAGGGUGGCGCGGAGUUCAUUGAGCUGCCCAAGUGGGAGCGCGAGUGUCGCAUCUUCCACGCCAUCCGCAAACUAUUCGUGUUUAGCGAGUACAAGCGCUGGCGCAACUUUGUGCUGUGGCGCAACCUCGUACGUCGCAGUGCAACGGCAAACACUCGGCAGUACCUCUCCGCACACCUGUUUGCCGCCCACCCGGGCCUGUCGGGGGCACUGCAGGCGGUGCGCAACAUCUGCUUGGAAGCCGUUGUCGCCGAGGACCUUUACCAGCCCAGCACAGAGACCAGCACGCUCGACGCGUACACAAUGGCGUUGCAGACGCACUUGCAAGAGGAGCGACGCCGGCUGGAGAGCAUGAUGAAGCGCAUUCGAGAUUACAUCGAGCAGGCAUGCAAGACUACCAUGUUCACCUGGCAGCUUGAGCGUGAGCGGCAGAAGCUGCUCUACGAAGACGCGGAUCAGCAGAAGCGGAAGGUGAUCGACGUGCGGGAGCUGGGCACACAAGAACAGCCGUCGUACAUCGAGCUGACGCAGCGCAAGGCAAUGUGCCGGCGCCUCACUGCCUUCAUCAAGCUGUGCGACUACCUCGUUGUGGAGUGCCUCACUGGGCUGGCCGCCAAGGCUGUGUCGCACGUGCGACGCGACCUGGGGAUGUCGAACACUGUUCCGGUGAGCACGCAGACUGCGGCGGCGAAGACUCGCCGCGGCGGCGGUACGGCCACCGUUGCCACGACCGGCGUCUUCACCGGCCCGCUCUGGAACGUCGAGGUGGUGUACAAUGCCAACCAGCAGGCGAUCGAGCUUGUGCCAUCCGCGGGGCAGAUUCGCGAGGCCAUCGAGGACACGCUUCAGGACUACGUGCGCGCUGUCGGGGUCAUUCCACGGCUGACGUCGCUCACCACGUUCCUCGUCUACACCAGUAAUGCGCAGGAUGAGUUGGGAAACGACACGGUCGGCGCGGGACCGGAUGUGGCGGAUAUGGUGAUGGUCGAAGAGGGCUACAAGCAGGACGUGGCGGCCAUUCACACCUCCCUCGCCAACUCUUUCGCCAAGAUGCACCGCUACGCUCACACCUUCGAGGUGUUCAAGGAGAUGUACAUUAGCAAUAGCCAGCUGCGGGAGGAGGCACUGCUGGAGAGCAACGAGUCGCUUCACUACUUCCGCGAACAGCUCGCCACCUACAAGGCGCAGACAGAGUCCAUCUCGUCAAACAUUCCGAACUCUGCGGACAUUGGAAUGGUGAGAAUGUGGACAGAGGGGCUGCGCGACUGUUUCACGCCGAGCCCAGUGGCAUGCUUGGACAUCUUCCACAAGGCCCUCCCCAUCAUCGCUCGCCGACGCAACGAAAUUCUGCUCAAGAAGCUACAGGAGUGCACCACCUAUCUCACCGCGGCGCCCAAGACGAUUGAGCACUAUGUAGAGUACCUCGACUACUGCAACGCGUUGGGGAACUCCUUCGACGACAUCGCCUCCUCCUACGACGUGGUGCGCGAGCUGUUCGCCCUCCUGCAGGAGGAGAAGAUCGAUGUGAACGAGGAAGACGAGGAGACGUACCGCAGCGGCACCCGGCCGCAGUUCGACAAGCUGCGUACGCUCCUGCAGACGACUGAGGACAGCAAGGAGGCACAGCAGCGCUUCUUUAGUCGAUGUAUCGAGGAGGAGAUGGACCAGCUGCGCCGCCGCAUCGAGUCCGUGUACGACCGCGCGGGGCAGCCAAUCGUCAUGUCGGGUGAGGCCGACGUGGCAGAGGCAAACGCGUAUAUGCAGGCUCUCCUUGAAGAAGCAGAGGGCCUCGCCGCACGCGAGAAGAAGCUGCGCGAGUUUCAGAUCGAAAUCGGGGCCGAGGAGACCGUGGUAGAAGUCAUGGCAGAGAUGCUGCACGACGUGAGCAUCAAAGCAAAGUUGUGGGCCGGAAUCGGUGACUGGAACACCUUCACGGAGGCGACCCGUGCGCUCCCCUUUGAUCAGCUCGACGUGCCGGCGGUACAGGAGGUGGUGCAGAGGUACUCGUCACUGGUGAAGCAGGUGUCUUCAAAACUGGCAAGCAACGCGGUGGUGCCGCGGCUGAAAAGCAGCGUGGAGGAGUGGCGCCAACUGCUGCCGGUCCUGCAGGCGCUCACGAGCCCCUCCCUCAAGUCGGAGCAUCACACAAAGAUCUCCCUGAUUGUCGGACCCGUCGCGGACGCCACUGGCAGCGCAUCGAAGACGCUCAGCGAAUGGGCAAACCAGUUCACAGUUGGGAUGCUACUGCAGCACCACAUCCUCAAGUACCGAGACGAGGUGCUUGCUGUGAGCGCCUCAGCCACCGAGGAGGACAAGCUGCAGAGACAAAUCGACCGGGUGAAUGCGAUGUGGAACGGCGGGGGGCCAAAGCCGCCCGCAGAGUUCCAGUUCCACGCACACAAGGGUAGCAAAGACGUCUUCACACUCGUCGGUGCCUCGGUCGAGGACGUGACGACGCUGCUGGAUGACUCUGCCGUCGCCAUCUCGACCAUUGGCAGCAGCAAGCACUGCCAAGGUGUGCUGCGGUCGCAGGUGGAGCGGUGGGAGAACCGUCUCAAGUACAUGCUGGAGACGCUGGAGAAGUGGGUGGAGCUGCAGCGCAACUGGAUCUACCUCGAGAACAUAUUCUCAUCCGUGGAAAUACGUAGUCAGUGGAAGGACGACGCGCAGCGCUUCGAGAAGGUUGACCGCUUCUACCGCGAUCUGAUGCGCAAGGCCCACGACCUGCCAACCGCCUACCGCAGCCUCCUCAUCAACCCACCGACCUUCGACACCGCCGCCGCCGCCGGUGGUGGUGGCCGAACGCUGAAGCACGACCUCGAAGCGUACAUCAAAGAGCUCGAGAAGGUACUGAUCAGCUUGGAGAAGAAGUUAGAGGAGAAGCGACGCGCCUUCCCACGCUUUUACUUCCUCAGCAACGACGACCUACUCGACUUGCUGGCCAAGGCCAAGACACCGGAGCUGAUGAUGCCGCAUAUGCUGAAGAUGUUCGACGGCAUCAAGUCCCUCACACUGUCGGCGCAGAACGACAUCACCCACAUGAACUCCAUGGAGGGAGAGCAGGUGGAGCUGGGCCAUCAGGGCAUCAAGGCGCGUGGCCCAGUGGAAUCCUGGAUGGACUUACUGGAGCGCGAGAUGUUCUCGACGCUACGGCACCGAGCCCAGCGCUGUCUCGAAGACUACGAAGCCUGUCAGGACCGCACGGAUUGGAUGUUUCAACACCCAGUGCAGCUCGUGCUGAUCGUGGAGCAGCUGCUGUGGACGCGUAGCGUCGAGGAGGCGCUAGGCAAGACGGACUCCCCGCAGCUCAUGCUCCGCUUGCGUGACGAGCAGCGCCGCAACCUCGAAGUGCUGGCUGAGCUGACAGCGCGCAACCUCUCCAAGGUGCAGCGUGUUCUUCUCUCGACUAUUAUCACGAUUGACGUACACGGCCGCGACCUUGUCGAAGAGAUGUGUGACAGUGGCGUCGCUGAGUUGAUCGAUUUUGGCUGGACGAAGCAACUGCGCGUGUACUGGGAAAAGGACGCGGACGGUAACGGCACCGUCUUCAUCCGCCAGAACAAUUCCCGGUUCGUCUACGGCUACGAGUAUCUCGGCGCACAGGGGCGUCUCGUCAUCACUCCGCUAACGGACCGCAUCUACAUGACCGUGACAGGUGCCUUGAAGUUGCAUCUUGGCGCCUCCCCUGCCGGGCCGGCCGGCACUGGCAAGACGGAGACAGUGAAGGACCUGGCGAAGAACCUGGCGCGGCAGUGCAUCGUGUACAACUGCUCUGACGGCGUCACGUACAAAAUGAUGGAGAAGUUCUUCUCGGGCCUCAUCCAGACCGGCGCGUGGGCCUGUCUCGACGAGUUCAACCGUAUCAACAUCGAGGUGCUCUCCGUCAUCGCAUCCCAGCUGCUGGAGAUCAAGCUGGCGCUGCAGAACGCGCAGGAGACCUUCACGUUCCAGGGCACGCCCAAUGUGCGGGUGCGGCCGACGUACGGCGCCUUCGUCACCAUGAACCCCGGCUACGCGGGACGCACGGAGCUGCCAGACAACUUGAAGAUCCUGUUCCGCCCUGUGGCGGUCAUGACGCCGGACUUCCGCAUGAUUGCGGAGGUGAUCCUCUACUCGGAGGGCUUCAAAAACGCCCACGACUUGUCACUAAAAAUCACGCAGCUCUACAAGCUCAGCUCAGAGCAGUUGUCGCCGCAGGACCACUACGACUUUGGUAUGCGGGCACUGAAGUCGAUCCUCGUCAUGGCCGGUGACCUCAAGCGCUCGCAGCCUGACGUGGAGGAGGACCUCACGCUGAUUGUAGCGUGUAAUGACUCGAACGUGCCCAAGUUUGUCGCGGAGGACAUCCCGCUGUUUCGCGGCAUCAUGCAGGACCUAUUUCCAGGCGUGAGCUUUCCAGAGCGCGGGUAUCCGGAACUGCUGCCAGCGAUACAGCACAUCAUGGCCGAGAAGAAGCUGGUCGACGCCAGCCAGUGGGUGAAAAGGGGCAUCCAGUUCUACGAGACACUCAUUGUCCGGCACGGCGUGAUGCUCGUGGGCGUGACGGGAACAGGUAAGACGGAGGCGCGGCAGUGUAUCGCGGAGGCUCUGACAAGCCUCUCUGUGGCGGGGAGCGCAAACAAGAUGGCGCGCCCUGUCACUGAAUUUGUGAUCAACCCCAAGUCGGUGAUGUUGCACGAGCUGUAUGGACAGCUGGACGUGAACACAAACGAAUGGAAGGAUGGUGUACUCGCUGCCAUCGCGAAGGAGUGCGUGCGGGCCUCCGAGGUCUCGUCUGAUCACCGGUGGAUGGUCUUUGAUGGCCCGGUGGAUACGCUUUGGAUCGAGUCGCUGAACUCGGUAUUAGACGACAGCAAACUGCUCUGUCUCGACAGCGGCGAGCGCAUCAAGCUGCCCGACACGAUUCACAUGUUGUUCGAAGUUGCGGAUUUGGCAGUUGCCUCGCCGGCAACGGUGUCACGGUGCGGCAUGGUGUACGUAGACGCUGAUGACUUGCCGUGGAACACGGUGGCAUGCAAGUGGAGUGAGACAACGCUCGCUGCCACCGGCGCGCAGCCGCAGUGCCGCGCCUACAUCCUCUCCCUCUUCGACGCCUACGUAGAAAAAGGGCUUGACUGGCUGAAGCAGCUACCCGCGUCGGCCAGUCUGAUGAGCGCUGGCGACAUCAACGUUGUGCAGUCCCUGUGUGACCUCUUCACGGCGCUUGUGCAAGUGAACAAGGUGCGGUUUAUGGCAGACCCGGGCGGUGAGGUGCCGCCGCCGCCGGACGACCCGAUGUUUCGCGAGCGCAACGAAAUCUGCAACGCCAUCUUUGCCUUUUCAUUUGUGUGGUCUGUCGGUGGAAACGUUGACCACGCUGCGAUGGAGAGCUUCGACACGAUGGCGCGCACGCUGCUCGAGUCGGCUGCGCGCUUCCCCAACUACGGCAGUGUGUACGACUACACCAUCAACUUCUCGACGCGACUGCUUGUGCCGUGGGAGGCGCUGGUGCCCGAGUUCACCUACAACCCAGCCACGCCGUACUUUAACAUCCUUGUGCCGACUGUGGACACGGUGCGCUACAGCACGAUCGCGCAGACGCUGCUUCAGUGCAAGAAGCCUGUCCUUUUCAAUGGCCAAACCGGCGUCGGUAAGACGUUCAUCAUGGCGGACUGCCUCCAGCGCAACAAGGAGUUACUGCAGCUCUCGCUCGUCACCUUCCAGUUCAGCGCGCAGACGUCGUCGGAGCGGACGCAGGAGCUCAUCGAGGCGAAGCUGAAGCUAAAGCGCAAGAACGUGCUUGGCGCCUCUCCGGGCAAGUCCGUCGUUCUCUUUGUUGACGAUCUGAACAUGCCAGCCGUGGAGGUGUUUGGCGCGUCGCCGCCUAUCGAGCUACUGCGACAACUGAUGGGCCAGGGUGGCUUCUACGACCGCAAGUUCGCUGGCAUAUGGAAGACGGUGCAGGACGUCACGGUCGUGUCGGCCUGUGGCCCGCCCUCGGGUGGGCGCAACCCCAUCACUCCUCGCCUCACGCGUUUAUUUCACCUGCUCCAGGUGGCAACCCUCACGGACGACUCCAUGAAGCGCAUCUUCGGCUCAAUUCUCAGCGGCUUUAUCGAGGCAAAGAACUUCUCACACGAAGUGAAGAACGUGGCGCCGUCGCUCGUCAUGGCCACUGUCGACGUCUUCAACAUGAUCCGUGACGCCCUGAGACCGCGGCCAACCACGCCGCACUACACAUUCAACCUGCGCGACCUCUCGAAGGUGUUUCAGGGCAUGACGCAGGUGAUUCCGCGCGUCUGCCGCGACGCUGCGACCUUUGUGCGGCUGUGGAUACACGAAGUAAUGCGGUGCUUCUACGACCGACUCGCCACAGUGCAGGAUCGGCGCUACUUCGUGGACAACAUCCUCGCGGAGACAGCGUCGCGCGUACUUCCCGGCGCAGCGGAGAGUCUGAUCGCGUCGCCGGCGCUGUGGGCAGAUUUCACCCGCUUCGGAUCAGUUGAGAAAGUUUAUGAGGAAGUGCCGGAGGUACAGCGGCUGGCGCAGGUGCUCGAGGAGUACCAGGACGAUUACAACGCCACAGAGGCAACCGUCAGGCCAGACGACGCGAGCGGCAGCUCGACAACUGUGCAGGCGUCGCAGCUGGGCCUCGUCUUCUUCAAGGAUCACUGCGAACACAUCGCCCGCAUUAUCCGCAUUCUGCGACAGCCGCGCGGCAACGUGCUACUGGUCGGCGUUGGCGGCUCUGGCAAGCGCUCCCUUACAAGGCUUGCCUCCUUCAUCAGCGGCUGCCGCAUCUUCGAGACGUCUGUUGGCAAGGGCUACAGCAUGAACGACUUCCACGAGUUCCUGCUGGAGGUGUACACGUACGCUGGAGUGAAGAACGAACCAUGCGUGUUGCUGUUGUCCGACAACCAAAUCGUUGACGAGGCAAUGCUGGAGGACGUGAACAACACUCUCAACUCCGGAGAGGUACCGUCGCUCUUUAGCGCCGAGGAGCGUGAGAAGCGCGUCAAUGCCUGCAUCGAGGCAGCCCAGCAGCACGGCAUCACCAGCAGAGAGGACAUCUACGGCUUCUUCAUCAACCGUGUGCGUGACAACAUGCACGUGGCGCUGUGCAUGAGUCCAGUAGGCGACCAGUUCCGUACCCGCUGUCGCCAGUUCCCGUCGUUGACGAACUGCUGCUCCGUCGACUGGUUCGACGAGUGGCCGCAAGAAGCCCUGGAGGGGGUGGCGAGGCGCAUGCUGCAGGAGACAACAGACGCGAUGCCUGCAAGUUUCCACGAGAAGCUGCCGCAGCUCUGCGUCCAUGUACACGCGGCGACGAUUGAGAUGGCACAGCAGUACUACGAUGAGCUGCGCCGGCGCUACUACAUUACCCCAACCUCCUACCUGGAGUUUAUCGAGACGUACAAGGCGCUCCUGCAAAGUCAGCGCAGUCGGGUGGAGACGCAGCUCGCCCAGGUCGAGAACGGUACGGAGAAGAUGCGCGAAACCGAGGAAACAAUCACGAAGAUGAAAGCCGAAAUUGAGGUGAGGCGACCGCAGCUAGAGAAGGCGUCCGCGGAGACGCAGGCAGUUGUGGCGGACUUGAAGGUGCGGCAAGCCAAGGCAGCGGAGGUGCAGGUGCAGGUGCGGGCGCAGCAGGAGAGCGCGGCAGUGCAGCAGUACGACGCGUCGCAGAUCGCGGCGGAGGCCAACGCACGCCUGGCGGAGGCGAAGCCUAUCAUCGACAAGGCAAAAGCGGCGCUCGACACGAUUCAAGCCAGCGACCUCAACGAGCUCCGCUCCUUCGCCAACCCACCCUCGGCAGUGCUGAAAACGACGCAAGCGUGCAUGACCAUGUUUGAGGCGAAGGACUUCAACGGCGCAUGGUCUGGCAGCACGGACUGGAAAGGCGCGCGCGAGUUCCUGUCGCACCGCUCGCUGCUGGACAUGAUCCGCGGGUACCCCACCGACAACGUGAAGCCGGCAAUUCUGCAGAAAGUGCAGAAGUACAUCAACGACCCCGAGUUCACGGUCGAGGUGUGCUCGUCGAAGGGCUCGCAGACGUGCGGGUCCCUGUGUGCGUGGGUGCACGCCGUCAACGAGUACUCCAAGGUGGUGAAGGAAGUGGCACCGAUGCGGCAAGCCGCGGCCGAUGCGGAACAACACUUGGCAGAGACAAAUACGAAGCUGCACGUCGCACAGCAGCAGCUGAAGGAGGUGGAGAAAGAGCUGUCGGACCUCGAGCAGCGCUACCAAAGCAGCGUCGAAAAGAAGAACGACCUGGAAAGGGGGCUGCAGCUGUGCGUCAACCGCCUGCGCAACGCAGAGACACUGUCCAGCUCCCUCAGGAGCGAAGGGGCCCGCUGGACAGAGAAUAUCAAGCUACUCAGGGCUCAGCUGGCCGCGCUCCCACUGCAGGUAUUCAUGGCGAGCGCGGCGGUCGCCUACUUUGGCGCCUUCACCCCGGCGUUCCGUCAGCGGCUCAUUGCGCAGUGGACGACGCAGCUGACGGAGCACGGGUGUGAGAUAGACAACUUCUCCUUGACCGCCGUCCUCGGCGACCCGGUUGACACGCUGAACUGGCAGGUGAACGGUCUGCCAAGCGACGAGACGUCCACCGAGAAUGCUAUUGUGGCAAUGCUGUCGACGGCUCCGCGCCGCUGGCCGCUCUUCAUUGACCCACAGGAACAGGCCGUUAAGUGGCUACUGCGGCAGUUCCAGCAGACCCAGGCAGCGAGUGGGUCGGGUGCAGCAGCGUCAAAGAACCGAAACAUCCUGCGGGUAAUCAGGCUCACAGAUCCGACGUGGAUGCGCACCCUCGAGUCGCAGAUCCGACUCGGCGGCGUUGUCAUCAUUGACGACAUUGGUGAGUCGCUGGACCCAGCGUUGGAGCCGCUCAUCGCGCGGCGUGUCUUGGCGGCUGACAGUGGCGGCCUGCAGAUUCAGCUCACUCCGCAGUCUGGACCGAUCGAUUACCACCCCAACUUCCGGCUGCUCCUGUGUAGCAAGCUGCCGAACCCGGUGUACUUGCCGGACAUUAGCACCCGUGUCACGCUGCUCAACUUCACAGUCACAAUGGAGGGGCUGUCGGAGCAGAUGCUUGGUGAGGUCGUCUCUAUCGAGCAGCGCUCCAUGGAGGAGGAGAAGAACUCCAUAAUCCAGCGCAUCGCUCAGGGCCAGCGCCGCCUCAAAACAAUCGAGGAGAGCAUCCUGGAGCGCUUGCAGAGCACCAAAGGCAACAUCCUCGACGACGAAGAUCUUAUUCACGAGCUGCAGGCCGCGCAAUCUAGUGCGGAGGUGAUCAGUCGCAGUCAGGCUGAGGCGAGCGAGAAGAUGCUGACCAUCUCGAUAGCCCGCGAACGCUACCGCAACGUUGCCGUGAGGGCUGCGUUGCUCUUCUUUGUGCUAGCUGACGUGGGCCGCAUGGACCCAAUGUACCAGUACUCACUGCAGUACUUUGUAAAGCUGGUGCAGCACGAGGUGGAAGGCACCACAAAGCCGCCCGGGUACACGGAGGCAGACCCGGCCAUGCUGGAAGAUCACCUUCACGCUACAAUCAGCAACCUCACAAGCGCCACAUACACGCAGAUCUGCCGCGGUCUCUUCAACAAGGACAAGAUCAUUCUGUCGCUGCUCAUAGCUACGGCGAUCGCCCGGCAUGACGGCGUGAUCGCAGAGGAGGAGUGGCAGUACUUCGUGCGCGCCACUGCCUUCGUCGCCUCAGAGCUGCCAGAGCAGUCGUCAUCCACCGCUUCGUGGAUGAGCCGCGUUCAGUGGGAGCUGGCCGAGGCACUCAGCCGCACCGUGCCUGCGUUUCACAAUUUCGUCUCCACUCUGGAGGCGGAGUCGGAGGCGUGGCGGGAGUACGCACAGUCCGACUUACCCCACACGGCCACCCUGCCAGGCGACUGGCAGUCGCGUCUGCAUCUCUUCCAGCGUGUGCUACUGAUCCGGUGCCUCCGAGAGGAAAAACUUUUCUUUGCGCUUUCCAACUACGUGUAUCAGACGAUGGGGGCAGAGUUCACUGAGAUGCCUCCCAUGGACCUCACCCGCACCCUCAGGGAUAGCACCGCGCACACGCCGAUCGUCUUCAUCCUCUCUCAAGGCGCGGACCCGAUGGAGGCCCUACAGUCCCUCGCCAAGGCCGAGGAGCAGGAGGUGCAGUACGUCAGCCUGGGUCAAGGUCAGAGCGAGAAUGCGAAGCGCCUCAUCGCCACGUGCCGCAAGUCCGGUUCGUGGGCGCUGCUGCAGAAUUGCCACCUCUCGCAAACAUUCAUGCCAGACCUCUCGGCGAUCGUUGCAAAUCUGCAGCCCGGGGCUGCCGGGGCGUCCGAGACGCACAACGACUUUCGCCUUUGGCUUACGUCGAUGCCCACCGACUUUUUCCCGGUAUUUGUGCUGCAGUCGAGCGUCAAGCUGACAAACGAGCCGCCGACCGGGCUACGGGCAAACAUGUUGCGCUGCUUUAGCGAGCUGACCCCACAGGAGUACGAGGCCUUUGACGACGAGGCCAUCAGCGGCAAGGGAUUAAAGGGGCGCGCCUUCAAGAAGCUGCUCUACGGCCUGUGCUUCUUCCACUCCGUCGUUCUCGAGCGGCGCAAGUUCGGCCCUCUCGGGUGGAAUGUCAAGUACGAGUGGAAUGACACCGACUUUCAUGUGUCGAAGGAGUGGCUGCGGCUGUUCUUUGAGGAGCAGGAGACAAUUCCAUGGGAAUCGCUUGAGUACAUCAUUGGGCAGAUCAACUACGGCGGCCGUGUCACUGACCCGCAGGACCGCGGCACACUGCUCACAAUUCUGCGCAACUACCUCUGCCCCCGCAUCCUCGAGGAGGGCCACUGUUUCUGCAAAGAAGGGCAGUACGUUGUCCCCUCGAGCGGCACGCUGGCCGAGGCGCAGGAACACAUCCAAGCCAUGCCCCUCGUCGAUGAGCCUGCCGUCUUUGGCAUGCACGACAACGCCAACCUGCGUUACCAACUGCAGACGAGCGAGUACCUACUGACGAAGAUCGUGUCCAUCCAGCCGCGCCUGGUCGGGUCCGCGGGCAGCUCCGGCGCAACGCCGGAAGGAGAGGUGCGCCGCAAGUGCCAAGAGCUCGAGGCGACGUUGCCAGCACCACUGACGCGGGAGGAGGCCGGACCCCGUACCUUCACGACGCUCGCGAACGGACUGCCGAACUCCAUGUCGACGGUGUUGGCGCACGAGCUGGUCAAGUACAACAAGCUACUGGACAAAAUGCGCCAGACACUUUCUGACAUGCAAAAAGCGCUGCUCGGACUGACAGUCCUCUCUGCCGACCUCGACGCCAUGUACAGCUCCUUCCUUGCGGAUCAGGUGCCAACGCUCUGGACGGCGGUGUCGUACGCCUCGCUAAAGCCGCUUGGGGCGUGGUACCGUGACCUGCUCGCCCGUGUGCAGUUUAUCCGGUCGUGGUUGCAGAAGGGAGAGCCAGCAGCCUUCUGGAUCGGCAGCUUCUUCAAUCCGAGCGCCUUCAUGACAGGCGUGUAUCAGGCCUUUGCGCGUGCGGAGGGAGUGUCAGUGGACAAGCUUGGCUUCGGUUACGAAGUUCUGGACAUGGAACCAGAAGCGAUCACGUCAGGGCCGGUGCGCGGGUGCUAUGUGUACGGCAUUCACACGGACGCGUGGCGUUGGGACUCCGAAAGGCGAGUAAUGGCCGAUUCCUUUCCGGGAGAGCCCUACGCUGUGCUGCCGCCUGUGCACUUCCUGCCGGAGCCCUCGCACGUGAAGCCGGCCGACUUUCACGCCGUUCCCCUGUACCGCACGACGAUACGCGCAGGUGUCAUCUCGUCUUUGGGUGCCAGCUCCAACUACGUCCUCUCCAUCGAGGUGCCGUCGGCGGAUGGCUCCAACUACUGGCUGCUGAAGGGCUCCGCCUGCGCGUGCGCGCUAAAUCAAUAG